AUGAAUCAAGUGUCAGAAGGGUCAAGGACGGUCAGUGUUGAAGAGAUGCCUCGAGUAUUGCAACUUCGAGCUGCAAAUACCAAUAUAACAGAAGGUGAAAGUACCAGCCAGUCUCGCAAUGUCAGGUGGGAAGAAGAUGUGGUUGAUAAUGAAAAUAUGAACAAGAAGAAAACUAAGAUAUGUUGUAUAUUUCACCCUGCACAAGAAGAAGAAGAUCCAGAGCAACUCUGUCCUUCAGAUCAUGAACACUCUUCUUCUUCCUCUUCUUCUUCAUCAUCAGAGUCAGACGAUGACGAUAAAUAUAACUCAGAACAAAGGAGGCAGCGCAGGAUAGAGAGGAGGCGCAGAAGACAAAAGACUAACAGGCCAGCUAGUCCUAACGCUUAUGAAAUUCAACCCGAUUAUAGUGAAUAUAGGAAAAGAAUGAAUGCCAAUGUGUGA
This is a messenger RNA of Nakaseomyces glabratus, 441 nucleotides long. It is a transcript of the gene YPI1, whose product is annotated as type 1 protein phosphatase-activating protein YPI1. The record is from RefSeq and is a predicted model, not a curated record. Lineage: Eukaryota; Fungi; Ascomycota; Saccharomycetes; Saccharomycetales; Saccharomycetaceae. Gene Ontology annotation, cellular component: nucleus. Gene Ontology annotation, molecular function: protein phosphatase 1 binding; protein serine/threonine phosphatase inhibitor activity.